This is a messenger RNA of Teleopsis dalmanni, 14076 nucleotides long. Its product is annotated as dynein beta chain, ciliary. The record is from RefSeq and is a predicted model, not a curated record. Lineage: Eukaryota; Metazoa; Arthropoda; Insecta; Diptera; Diopsidae. The transcript has 25 exons. Gene Ontology annotation, biological process: microtubule-based movement. Gene Ontology annotation, cellular component: dynein complex. Gene Ontology annotation, molecular function: dynein light intermediate chain binding; ATP binding; minus-end-directed microtubule motor activity. The coding region runs from base 283 to 14028 and encodes 4581 amino acids.
GAGAUUGUUCCAAAUAUUGCGUCUAAGAAAAUACAACGAAAACAUUGUGAAGGCUACUGAUACUUUCAUAUAUAUAAACGAAAACAAUAAAAAAGGGCAGGACCAAAACAGCAGGCUUUAAGAGCCUAUGAAGAACAAUUGAAUUUAUUGAAUAUCAAACGAUCGUGUGAUCUGCUAACGAUUCCAGAUUAACCUAUAAUAUAUAGGUUAAAUCUGUUUUUUUUCUUUUUGUUUUUAAAUAUCUUUUUAGAAUUGGUAUUUUUCUUUAAUUGAUAAACCAAAAUGGCCGAUGAUAAAGAUGCAGAAAAGGUCCGCAAAGAAAAACUUCGUGAAAAAAAUGAAAAACGUCAGGAGUUUCUGUGGAACUACAUAAUGAAGACAAUGCGUUUGAAGCAGGAGAAGUGGAAUAAAAUGAUAACGACAAAUGAAUUUAGGGAUAUUGUUAAUGAUUUCCUCAGUGAUCCGUUUAACGAACGUAUAAUAUUUUACUUGAAUUCAGCAUCCCUACUAGUGCCCAGUAACAGUUUUCCACUAAAGCCACGCAGUAAAAUCGUCUAUUUCAUACGCACUGAGCUGCCCUCCGAUUUGGAAGAGGAGGAUAUGAAUGACAAACUAACGUAUGGUGAUGUUUUACAUAAUGUAUUGGAAAACUUAUCGGUGCUUUGUGACGAAGUCAUCUUUCCGCUACUCAAUAAUCCAGCCAAUCAAGAUGGGUGGACUUCAGUUAUUAUUAAUGAUAUGAAAACAGAAGCUCAGGACUUACGUAGUGGCAUUGCACAAAUGAAAGGACUUGUUAUAAAUCGCACCAUACUCCCACUUCCGAUUUGUAUUGAUGCUGUGAUGGAUGCAGCACCAAAAAUUGCAUUAGGUGAUACAUCAAAAAUUAGUGAUGUGGUAAAGCAUUCCUUAGAGUUUAUGGUUGUAAAAUGGCUUGAUUCGGUUGAAGAUUUGGUUAACACGAAAGCAGAUCAAAAAAUUUUCAAAGGAGAGGAAUAUCCAAAACCAGAAUCUUUAUUUGCAUUUUGGGAUGCUCGUCUAGACAACUUGGAAAACUUGACAGAUCAAUUAGGUGACAAACGAAUUAAAACUAUUGGAUUUGUUUUAGAAGCAAUUAAAUCAGUUUUUGAGACCACAUUUCGAAAGAUUGUAGAACUGGUUUUGGAAGCUUUAGAAGAGGCCAGGGAUAUCACUUGUUAUUUAAUGCCAUUGAAAAAACUUAUUGAUAAAUUUGAAUCUGAGGAUAUGGAUGAGAAUCGAGAGAAUAUACGUCCUUUAUUACUUACAUUGGGCUUAGUAUGGGGUUGGUCAAAAUACUUUCAUACCUUGGAUAAUAUGACCUUAAUGUUCAAUUUGAUGCAUAAUACAAUUAUUGAAUGCUCUAUACGCACAAUUGAGCCUGACUCCAUAUUUCAAGGAGACAUUGAUGAAGCUUAUCGAAAACUCACUUUAAAUAUAGAACACUUAGAUUAUUAUAAAAAAACGUACAAUGAUUGUCGUAGUUGCAUUAAAAUGUUCAAACUCAAUACGAAAUAUAAUUCCCAAGAUUGGACAUGGCAUCCAAAGACCAUAUUCGAACGUUUUGAUCGUUACAUGGAUCGCUUAAAACAAUUACAAGAUCUCUUUAACACUGGUCGAGAUUUUACGAAGCUGGAAAAAGUAACCGUUGGCGGUUUAAAAGCACGUCAAAUAAAUUCUGCAUUAGAGAAAAUUUUAGAACAAUACACGAACAACUAUCGUGAAUGGACCAACAUUCAAUAUAAUCCACUAGAUCCUGAUGCUGAGCAUUCACUUUUUGAUGCUGAUUUUGCGGAAUUUAAUGCAAAAACCGAUGACCUCGAACGAAAAAUAGCAUUUCAGUUUGAAAAAGCCCUUUGGGACUCACAUGACUUAAUGCUGUGUGGUACGUUACUUUUAAGGCCGAUCAUAAAAGAACAAUUGGAACCUCAUAUGCAUAUACUGAUAGAUGACUUUGCCGAAGAGAUCAAAGCGGUUAAAGUCGAUUUCAAUGAAUUCAGGAGAGUAUAUCUAGCAUCUGGAUUCAAAGGUUUAUCUACGGAUGGUUGCUUUCCUAAAGUCGCUGGUGCUAUCUCCUUUUUGAGGAAACUGCGGCAUAGAAUAACUUGGAUGUUUACCGACUAUCAGCUUUAUGAAUUUCCUAUUUUCGAUAACGAUCAUGGCCAACAGACCUUGCUUAUCUACCAACAAAUGCUGGAUGAAAUCGAUGGUUUAAUUGCAAAAAUGCUUAAGGACUGGGAAGCAUCUGUUGGAGCUAGCAUUGAUGAAGGCAUCAAUGAAACUCUCUUGAAAAGGGAUGAAGACGGAAGAAUUGUAGUUAACUUUACAGAUGAACUAGAACUAACUUUAAAAAAUAUAAAAGUUUUACGUAUAAUGGAGUAUGAAAUACCGGAAGGAGUAUUGGAGUUUGCAGCAAGAGCUGAAGAGUUCUGGGAAGCAAGAGUUAAACUUAUGCGUAUUGCCGAAUGGUACAAUGAUAUAUACGAUCGCGCUCAACCGGAUGAAAUGGCUCUAAUAGAAGCAGAACUAAAAAUAUAUGAAGCUUUGAUGGAACCACUACUAGAGACUGUUACAUGGGUAUCAUUCGAUCAAAGAUACAUAAAUAGAAAUCAUCGUAAAUUUGGUAAUUUACAUAAACGUCUUGUAAAGGCCCAAGGCAACUUAGAUGAAAUUAAACGUAGCAUUAAUUCUUGGGGAAAGGUUCCUUUAUAUCAACGCAAGGAGUUAAAUCCUAAAUUUUUGCUUGAAACGGAUCCUCAAGAGGUAAUUAUGGCCAAUCGUUCUGCAGAAGCACGAAUAACACAAAAACUAAUUGAUUUAUUAAUGUAUGAAAACUUGAAACUAUUUCUUAAUAUUCCUAAACCUGAUGAUUUUAUGAGUGAUUUCGACGAAGAAGAGGAGGAAGAAGAAGAAGAGGAAACGCCUGCUAAGGAAGAAGACGACAAAAAGGGAAAAAAGAAGAAAAAAAAGGAGAAAGAAAAAGAGAAAGAAAAAGCAAAAGAGGUCAAAAUAGAAGAACUAUUAGCAAUGGAUUAUGCAUUGACUGAUGAGGAACUUGAAGAGGAAGAGGAAGAAGAGAAGAUAAUUACAAUGCUCACCACAUAUGAAUUACUCCAAACACUUUCUGAAGAAGAACGUGACCUAUUUUAUCAGUAUCUACUUUAUGUAGAUGAAGUUAUAUGUGAUGAAUUGAUGGACGCUGUUCUCACAAGCGUUUCAUACGUUCGCAUGGAAAUUGACAAUCGCUACGGGAAUGAUGCCCCAAUUUUCGAAAUCAGAAUGGAAUUACAGGAGCCAACAGUGUGUUAUUUUUUAAACUUAGAUGUUAAUUCACCAUAUGGUUUCAAUUUUCACGUUGAAUCUUUAUUGGAGGAUAUGGAGCUUAUGAGUACAAUGUUACAAAAAGUGGCGCAAGAUCCACCAGAAGUGAAUCCAGAUAUGGAUGACUACAGAGAUAUCAUACGCCAGAAUGCAGAAUUAGGUAGGCAAAAAACCGAUAUAAUGAGCAAAGUGAAAAUUGGUUUGCAAGCAAUAAAAACAUACACUAAAAAGUUUAUGGACUUUGCAUAUAUUUGGAUUUGGGAUAAGCAAUUAUACUUAGCGGAAUGUAAAAAGUAUGGACGUCCCCUAACUGUAGCAGAACGUGAAAGUGAGUUAGAAGGAAGAAAUGAUAUGGGAUUGAAACCACUAAAGGAUGACCAAAACCCUCCAUUGAGUAUAUAUAAGGAGCAGCUUGAUAAAUUUAUUGCUUUGGAUGAAAAGAUUCAGACAUGGGAAAGUUACCAUGAUUUCAAUGUUUGGUUACGCUUGAAUUUAAAGGGCUUUAAGGGGGGCGUACUAAAUGAAGUAGCCAAAUGGAUAAGUGUUUUCAAAACCGACCUUAUUGACAGAGUUAAAAACUCAUUAAAAGAACUUGAGGACUUUUGUGCCGAAGCAAAUGAUGCGAUGAAAAUUGAAUUACAAAAAGAUGACUUCGAUGGACUUCUUAAAAUUCUUUCUGUUCUUAACACAAUUAACGAGAAACAAUAUUUUUAUGAUUCAAUGUUCGAUCCACUACGUGAAAUUGUCGAAAUGCUUAAAGGGUACAACUAUGAGUUCAAGGACACAGUGAUCGCACAGUUAAACGAAUUACCUGAAGUUUGGAAUAAAGUCAAAAAACAAGCUGCCAUUACCAAACAAUUAAUAGCACCCAUUCAAAGCUAUCAAGUCGACUUAAUUGAAAAGCGCAUCAUAUUAUGCGAUAACAUGGCAAAUACUUAUCGAAAGAAGUUUCUUAAAAAGAAGUUUUUCCGUGCCAAAUGUGAAAACCCAUAUGAACUUAUCGAUGAAGCUGAUGCUGAAAUUAUAGUUUUAGAGGAACGUCAAAAACAGCUCAAAGAAUCCGCUAAUCUAUUUUCGUUACAAGGUCCUGAUCCAUCCAAAAUAGAACGAUGCCGCCGUGACUUACAACUACUGAAAAUUAUGUGGGAUUUUGCUAUUACAAUUUCAUCAACUAUUGAUGAUUGGAAACGCACACCUUGGAAACAAAUUGAUGUCGAGGGUUUAGAUCAAGAAUGUAAAAAAUUCGGUAAGGAACUUCGCGGCUUAGAUAAAGAGAUGCGGGGCUGGGAGCCAUACAUUGCUGCUGAAGCCUCUUUAAAGAAUCUUAUGACUUCAUUGCGUGCUAUCACAGAACUGCAAAAUCCAGCUAUACGCGACCGUCACUGGGCAGAACUUGUGCAAACUACGCAAGUUAAAUUUAAACUGGAACCUACUACAACUUUAAAAGAACUAAUCGAUUUGAACUUACACAACUUCGAAGAAGAAGUCAAAAAUAUUGUUGACAAAUCUGUCAAAGAGCAAGCAAUGGAAAAAAUAUUAAAAGACUUACAAAACACUUGGGCGACAAUGGAAUUCCAAAACGAAGUUCAUGAACGAUCAGGCUUGAAAUUGUUAAAGGCAACAGAAGAAAUGAUCGAAACACUAGAAGAUCAUCAAGUACAGUUGCAAAAUAUGGCUUCAUCCAAAUACAUAGGGUAUUUCCAGCAGGAAGUUAACAGUUGGCAAAUGAAACUUUCUAAUGCAGAUCAAAUUAUAGGUUCUUGGUUUGAAGUUCAACGAAAAUGGCAAUAUUUGGAAAGCAUAUUCAUUGGUUCAGAAGAUAUACGCUCACAGCUGCCAGAGGAUUCAAAACGGUUUGAUGGCAUUGAUCGGGACUUCAAACAACUUUUAAACCAAAUGAAUGCUGAUCGCAAUGUUGUUCGUUCAACGAAUAGACCAGGCAGUAAGUUAUACGAUCAGCUUGAAGCUCUACUCAAGCAACUAAUGUUGUGUGAAAAAGCAUUAAAUGAUUAUUUGGAAACUAAAAGGUUGGCAUAUCCCCGUUUCUAUUUCGUUUCUUCUGCCGAUUUAUUAGAUAUAUUGUCGAAUGGCAACAACCCAAAGAUGGUAUGCAGACAUCUAACUAAACUGUAUGAUUCGCUUGGAAAACUUAAUUUUCUAGCGGGUACUAAAAUGGGUAUCGGUAUGGUGGCUAAAGAACUCGAAGAGUUUGUUCCAUUUUUACAGAAUUGUGAUUGCUCUGGGAAAGUGGAAGUUUGGCUCAAUCGUGUCACUGACAAAAUGCGAGAAACUCUACGGGAUCAGUUUCGCCGAGCCGUCAUUGCUUACGAAGGUAAAGCACGUCAUGUGUGGAUAUUUGAAUGGCCUGCACAACCUGCUUUAGUGUCAACUCAAAUUUGGUGGACCACAGAAACUAAUGAAGCUUUUUCCAAAGUACAGCAACGUUAUGAAAAUGCUAUUAAAGACUUCAACAAAAAGCAAGUGACACAACUGAAUAAUCUCAUUACACUGCUACUAAGUGAUCUAACAGCUGCAGAACGACAAAAAAUCAUGACGGUGUGCACUAUUGAUGUGCACAGUCGUGACGUCGUUGCCAAGAUCAUAGCUCAAAAAGUGGAAGUCGCAACAGCAUUUCAAUGGCAAAGUCAGCUGCGUCAUCGUUGGGAUCAGAAGUACGAUGACUGCUUUGCCAACAUAUGUGAUGCACAGUUUAAGUACGAUUACGAAUAUUUAGGUAAUACACCACGUUUGGUUAUUACUCCAUUAACCGAUCGUUGCUACAUAACACUGACACAGUCGUUGCAUUUAGUGAUGGGUGGUGCACCGGCUGGACCAGCCGGUACAGGAAAAACUGAAACUACCAAGGAUCUGGGUCGUGCUCUAGGAAUGAUGGUUUAUGUAUUUAACUGCUCAGAACAAAUGGACUACAAAUCUUGUGGUAACAUACAUAAGGGAUUAUCACAGACUGGCGCUUGGGGUUGUUUUGAUGAAUUUAAUCGCAUUUCAGUGGAAGUGCUAUCUGUUGUGGCGGUACAAGUAAAGUGUAUUCAAGAUGCUAUUAAGGCUAAAAAAAUAAUGUUCAAUUUUCUCGGGGAACUCAUUGUUUUACGUCCAACCGUUGGUAUGUUUAUAACCAUGAAUCCUGGCUAUGCCGGACGCGCAGAAUUGCCAGAAAAUCUAAAAGCUUUGUAUCGUCCGUGUGCUAUGGUUGUGCCUGAUUUUGCAUUGAUUUGUGAAAUUAUGUUGGUUGCUGAAGGUUUCCAGGAGGCACGUUUAUUAGCACGCAAAUUUAUUACACUUUAUACGCUGUGCAAAGAAUUAUUGUCGAAACAGGAUCACUACGAUUGGGGCUUAAGAGCUAUUAAAUCCGUACUUGUCGUAGCAGGUGCCUUAAGGCGCGACGAUCGUCAACGUCCCGAAGAUCAAGUACUUAUGCGUGCUCUACGUGAUUUUAAUAUCCCAAAAAUUGUAACAGAUGAUGUUCCAGUAUUUAUGGGUUUAAUUGGAGACUUAUUCCCCGCUUUAGAUGUCCCGCGAAAACGUAAUCCGGAAUUUGAAUCCACUAUUAAGAAGUCCGCACUAGACUUACGACUACAGCCUGAAGAUGGCUUCAUACUAAAAAUUGUACAGCUCGAAGAAUUAUUUGCAGUACGUCACUCUGUAUUUAUCAUUGGUUUUGCUGGUACUGGUAAAUCUGAAGUUUGGAAAACUUUAAAUAAAACAUAUCAAAACCAAAAACGGAAGCCACAUUAUAAUGAUCUGAAUCCUAAAGCUGUGACUAAUGAUGAACUGUUCGGUAUAGUGAACCCAUCUACAAGAGAGUGGAAAGAUGGACUCUUUUCCAUAAUAAUGCGUGAUCAAGCUAACUUGGGUGGUACUGGUCCGAAGUGGAUAGUUUUGGAUGGUGACAUCGAUCCAAUGUGGAUUGAAAGUUUAAACACCGUAAUGGAUGAUAAUAAAGUAUUGACAUUGGCAAGUAAUGAGCGCAUCGCACUAACAAAAGAAAUGCGACUUCUAUUCGAAAUUGCAAAUCUAAGAACUGCAACACCGGCUACAGUUUCACGUGCUGGAAUUUUGUAUAUUAAUCCACAAGAUUUAGGCUGGAGCCCAUUUAUCAGAUCCUGGCUAAAUACACGCACAAAUCAAAGUGAAAUGUCUACUUUAAAUGUGCUUUUUGAUAAAUAUAUACCACCAAUGCUAGAUGUGUUUAGAUUGCGGUUAAAAAAAAUUACGCCCAUAUCCGAUAUAGCUAUGCUGCAGAUGACAUGCUUCCUGCUCAAUUGCAUGUUGAUACCACAAAAUGUGCCUUCCGAUUGUCCAAAAGAUUGGUAUGAGAUUUAUUUUGUUUUCUGUCUUAUUUGGGGGUUCGGUUCAACAUUAUUUCAAGAUCAAAUUAUCGAUUGGCGUAAUGAAUUUAGUAAAUGGUUUUCAAAUGAAUUCAAAACAGUGAAAUUCCCUCCUGGCGGUAACAUUUUCUCAUAUUACGUUGAUCAUGAAACAAAGGCUUUCUUGCCCUGGACAAAUUUGGUUCCAUCAUUCGAGUUAGAUCCUGAUGUGCCACUACAAUCCAAUCUUGUACAUACAUCCGAAACUACACGUUUGCGUUAUUUCGUGGAUAUAUUAAUUGCCGACGAUCAUCCAAUUAUGUUAAUUGGUGCUGCCGGUUCUGGAAAAACUAUUAUAAUGAAUUUCAAAUUAAACGCUUUACCAACAGAUAAAUAUGCUAUUACUAAUGUACCAUUUAACUUCUAUACCACUUCGGAAAUGUUACAACGUAUUUUAGAGAAGCCACUUGAAAAGAAAGCUGGACGAAAUUAUGGACCACAAGGUAGCAAACGUAUGCUAUAUUUCGUGGAUGAUAUGAAUAUGCCAGAAGUGGAUAAAUACUAUACAGUACAACCUCAUACAUUAAUACGUCAGUUUAUGGAUUAUCGUCAUUGGUAUGAUCGCGUAAAAAUGACUUUACGUGAUAUACAUAACUGUCAAUUUGUGUCCUGCAUGAACCCAUCGGCUGGCUCAUUUACAAUAAAUCCUAGGUUGCAGAGGCAUUUCUGCUCAUUUGCUGUCAAUCAACCGAGUGCAGAUGCCUUGUUCCAUAUUUUAAAUUCAAUAUUAUCACAACAUUUGGAUAAUCAUAUACAUAAAUUCGACAAACAUGUUAAAAAUAUGUGCGAAACCUUGGUGCUUACGGCAAUUGCACUCCAUCAAAAAGUUGCUGCCACAUUUCUGCCAACUGCCAUCAAAUUUCAUUACAAUUUUAAUUUACGUGAUAUUUCAAACAUAUUUACGGGUGUUUUAUAUGCAAAUCAUGAGACUUGUCCAAAUCAGAAUCAACUUUUGCGCUUGUGGACACACGAAUGCAACCGUGUGUAUGGUGAUAAAUUAGUUGAUCAGUCAGAUAUAUCGACAUACAAUAAACUUAUAAUGGAUAUGGUACGUAAAGGUGUGGAAGGCUAUACUGAGGAUAUUGUAUUCAAUAAGCCCCAUAUAUACUGUCAUUUCGCAAAAGGUUUAUCAGACAGUAAAUAUAUGUCCAUAUCAGAUUGGGACCGUUUAAAUAAACUGCUUGUUGAGGCACAAGAGCGAUAUAAUGAUUUUGUUGGUGCUAUGAAUUUGGUGCUGUUUGAAGACGCCAUGUCACAUGUGUGUCGCAUUAGCCGUAUAGUGGAGUCUACUCGAGGCUAUGCUUUAUUGAUUGGUGUAGGCGGUUCUGGUAAGCAGUCACUUACUCGCUUAGCAGCCUUUAUUGCCGGACUAGAUGUAUUUCAAAUACAACUAACAAAGGAUUAUAGCGUUAAUGAUCUUAAAUCUAAUAUUGCUACCUUGUAUAUGAAAUGUGGCGUUAAAACUAGUCCUUGUUGCUUUUUAAUGACUGAUUCUGAAGUGGCCAGAGAACAAUUCUUGGUUUUGGUUAAUGAUUUACUGGCAUCCGGAGAAAUACAUGAACUGUUUCCAGAUGAUGAAAUUGAGAACAUUGUCAAUGCAGUACGUAAUGAAGUUAAGCAAUUGGGUAUUUAUGAUUCACGUGAAAAUUGUUGGAAGUAUUUUAUUGAGAAGGUGCGGGGAUUGUUAAAGGUAGUAUUGUGCUUUUCCCCAGUAGGAACGACUUUGCGUGUACGUGCACGUAAAUUUCCGUCACUAGUAAAUUGCACAACUAUUGAUUGGUUCCACGAAUGGCCUAAAAAUGCUCUCGAGUCUGUAUCGCAAAGAUUCUUAUCAGAAAUACCCGUGCUACCCAAAGCUUUAGCAGCACCUAUUUCAAAAUUCAUGGCCUAUGUACAUAAAACUGUUAACGAUAUAUCGGUCACAUAUUUUCUUAACGACAAACGUUACAACUAUACCACACCUAAAUCUUUCUUAGAGCUGAUUAGUUUGUUUAGCAAGCUAUUAAGGGAAAAAGUAAAAGCCAAUCAAGAAAGACGUACCCGUUUGGAAAAUGGUCUUAUUAAGUUGGCUAGCUGCUCAAAAGAAGUUGAUCUUUUGCAAGACGUUUUAAAAGUGCAAGAAGUUGAACUGAAGAAGAAAAAUCAAGAAGCAGAUAAUUUAAUUAUAGUGGUAGGUGCUGAAAACGAAAAAGUUUCCAAAGAACGCGCUUAUGCUAGUAAAGAGGAAAAGAAUGUACGUCAAAUUGAAGAGGACGUAACUGCAAAGGCUAAAGUAUGUGAAGAGGAUUUUCGUAAAGCCAUGCCAGCACUAAUAGCCGCACAAGAAGCGCUGAACACCCUCAAUAAAAACAAUUUAACAGAAUUGAAGUCCUUUGGUUCACCACCUGAGGCUGUUGUCAAUGUAUGUUCAGCAGUAUUGGUUCUAUUUGCACCAAAAGGCAAAAUACCAAAAGAUCGUAGCUGGAAAGCGUGUCGUGUAAUUAUGGGAAACGUUGACAAAUUCCUUGGAGAUUUAGUUAAUUAUGAUAAAAAACAUAUACAUCCUGAUGUUAUAAAGGCUUUAACGCCAUAUGUCAGUGAUCCAGACUUCAACCCAGAAAAAAUCAUGUCAAAGUCAGCAGCUGCAGCUGGCUUGUGCUCGUGGGUUAUAAAUAUUAAUCGCUUCUAUGAAGUGUACUUAAUUGUCGAGCCCAAAGAAAGAGCACUUGCUGAUGCUGAGCGUGAAUUAAGAGAGGCACGAGAAAAGCUUCAAUCCUUAAAUGCACAACUGACUGAACUUGAAGAACAAUUAAAUGUAUUACAAACGCAAUAUGAUGAAGCUUUGGCUAGAAAACAAAAGUGUCAAGAUGAAGCUGAUAAAACAGCCUUUACCAUUGAUAUAGCCAACAGAUUGAUCAAUGGUUUAGCAUCCGAGAAAAUACGUUGGAAUGAUUCUGUACAAAACCUUAAGACAAGUCAAAUAACACUACCUGGAGAUAUACUUCUGAUAUCAUGUUUUAUAUCGUAUGUGGGUUGCUUUACUCGCAGUUAUCGCGUUGAACUACAAAACAAAAUGUGGAAACCAACCUUUAAAGCCAGUGAACCAAAAAUUCCUUCAACUGAGGGCAGUGAUCCAUUUGACAUGAUUUGUGAUGAUGCUCAAAUCGCUGAAUGGAAUAAUCAAGGCCUGCCAAGUGAUCGGAUGUCUUCAGAAAACGCAGCAAUUCUAGUACAGUCAGACCGUUAUCCACUAAUGAUAGAUCCGCAAUUGCAAGGGAUUAAGUGGGUCAAGCAGAAAUACUCACACAAUUUGGUGGUGUUACGUCUAACGCAGAAAGGUUAUUUGGAUAACAUUGAAAAAGCCGUACGAAGUGGCAACGUAUUAUUAAUUGAAAACAUUGGUGAAAACGUAGACGCUGUACUUAAUCCACUUUUGGGUCGUAUGCUUAUAAAGAAAGGCACUUGUUUAAAGCUAGGUGACAAAGAAAUCGAUUUCAAUCCCAAAUUUCGUUUAAUAUUACACACUAAACUGGCAAACCCACACUACAAACCUGAAAUGCAAGCGCAAUGUACGUUAAUUAAUUUUACUGUCACUCGUGAUGGCUUAGAGGAUCAACUUUUGGCCGAAGUAGUCAAAGCUGAACGUCCAGAUUUGGAACAAUUACGUACGCGCUUAACACAACAACAAAAUCAGUAUAAAAUCACAUUGAAAUUUCUUGAAGAUGAUCUCUUGCAGCGUCUAUCGUCCGCAGGUGAAAACGUUUUAGAGGACGUAACGCUUGUUAUGAACUUAGAAAAAACUAAGAAAACUGCCGAUGAAACUGAAAUCAAAGUGGCUGAAGCUAAGGUUACUGCUGCUCAAAUUGAUGCCGCCCGUGAAUCUUACCGUCCAGCUUCGGAGCGCGCUUCAAUCAUUUAUUUUAUACUAAAUGAUUUGUUUAAGAUUAAUCCAAUCUAUCAGUUUUCGUUAAAGGCAUUCACUGUUGUAUUUGCAAAUGCCAUGGCGCGUGCUGAACAAAGUGAAAAACUAAAGGAGCGUGUGGAAAAUCUUAUUGACUCCAUUACUUAUUGCAGUUUUAUGUAUACUUCACGUGGAUUAUUUGAACAGGACAAACUCAUAUUCCUUACACAGAUGACUGUACAAAUUCUGGUGAAUGCAGGAGAAGUUGAGCCAAACGAACUAGAUUUUCUACUACGUUUCCCCUACAUGCCAAAUGUCACAUCCAACUUUUCAUUUAUUACAAAUGUUGGUUGGGGUGGAAUACGUGCUUUAAGUAAUAUUCCAGUCUUCAAGGGACUUGAUAAAGAUAUUGAAGGAUCCAAUAAACGUUGGAAAAAAUUCGUUGACUCAGAGUGUCCAGAGCGAGAAAAAUUUCCAGGAGAAUGGAAAUCAAAGACUCCUGUUCAAAGACUUUGCAUAAUGAGAUGCAUACGUCCUGAUCGCAUGUCAUACGCAGUUCAAGUUUUUAUUGAGGAGCGGCUUGGCUCUAAAUAUAUUGAUGCACGCUCAGUAGAUUUUGCUAAGACUUUUGAAGAGAGUUCACCCGAAACACAUAUAUUUUUCGUUCUCUCUCCUGGUGUAGAUCCGCUUAAAGAUGUUGAAAAACUAGGCAAGCAACUGGGGUAUACCGGUGAUCAUGAAAACUUUCAUAGCGUCUCUCUGGGUCAGGGACAAGAAGUUGUUGCCGAAAAUGCUAUUGAUGUGGCAUCUGAGAAAGGCCAUUGGGUUAUUUUACAAAAUAUACAUUUGGUUGCACGUUGGUUGCCAACAUUAGAAAAGAAAAUUGAAGCAUCAUUAAUAAAUGUACAUCCCAAUUAUCGCUUGUUUCUAAGUGCGGAACCAGCUGCGGAUCCAGCAUUUCAUAUAUUACCGCAAGGUAUCCUCGAGUCGGCUAUUAAAAUUGUUAAUGAACCUCCCACAGGCAUGCAGGCAAACAUACAUAAAGCUUUAGAUAAUUUCAAUGAAGAAACACUAGAAAUGUGUUCGAAAGAAACCGAAUUUAAGGCCAUUUUGUUCUCACUUUGUUAUUUUCAUGCUGUUGUAGCUGAACGUCGUAAAUUUGGUGCACAAGGUUGGAACCGUGUGUAUCCAUUUAAUGUGGGUGAUUUAACUAUUUCUGUAUAUGUGCUUUACAAUUAUUUAGAAGCAAACAGCAGAGUACCUUGGGAAGACUUACGUUACCUGUUUGGUGAAAUUAUGUACGGUGGACAUAUAACUGAUGAUUGGGAUCGUCGUUUAUGCCGCACAUAUUUGGAAGAAUUUAUGAAACCAGAAUUAAUAGAUGGUGAAUUGGAGUACUGUCCAGGUUUUUCAGCACCUGGUAUUUUGAAAUAUAAUGGGUACCAUGAAUAUAUUGAUGAAAAUUUGCCUACUGAAAAUCCAAACUUGUAUGGAUUACAUUUAAAUGCUGAAAUUGGCUUUCUAACAACAGUGUCCGCACGCCUCUUUCGCAUUGUAUUCGAAUUGCAGCCUCGUAUGAGUGGUGGUGAUACAGGAGGUGGAGAGUCAAUGUCUCAAGAUGACGUUGUUAAAUCUAUACUUGAGGACCUUUUAGACAAAGUGCCACAGCCAUUCAAUAUACUCGAAUUAAUGGGUCGUGUAGAGGAUCGUAAUCCAUAUAUUAUCGUGGCAUUCCAGGAAUGUGAACGUAUGAAUAUGCUUAUGGGUGAAAUUAAACGAUCUCUGCAUGAGUUGGAAUUGGGUCUAAAAGGUGAAUUGACGAUUUCAUCACAUAUGGAAACAUUAAUGCAAGCAUUGUUUAUGGAUAGUGUUCCUGAACAAUGGACCAAGUUAGCUUACCCUAGUUUAUUGGGUCUACAAUCAUGGUUUGCGGAUUUAUUGUUACGCUUGCGUGAACUGGAAGGAUGGGUUGCUGAUUUUCGCAUGCCCUCAUCUGUUUGGUUAGGUGGAUUCUUCAAUCCACAAAGCUUCCUCACUGCCAUUAUGCAGCAAACAGCACGUAAAAAUGAAUGGCCACUUGAUCGCAUGUGCUUAAAUUGUGAUGUGACCAAAAAAUACAAGGAAGAAAUAAAUUCCGCACCACGUGAAGGAUCUUAUGUUAAUGGCUUGUAUAUGGAAGGAGCAAGAUGGGAUAGCAAAUUCGGCACAAUAGCUGAUUCCUUCUUGAAGGAAUUAUUCCCCGCUAUACCUGUCAUUUACAUAAAAGCCGUUACGCAAGAUAAACAGGAUACUAAAAACAUUUAUGAAUGCCCGGUCUACAAAAUUCGCAUGCGAGGUCCCACCUUCGUAUGGACUUUCAACCUUAAAACCAAGGAACGGGCAUCUAAAUGGACUUUGGCUGGCGUUUGCAUAUUACUGCAACCUUAAUAUAUUUUGUAUUGCUUUUUUAUUGUUUUAAUUUUUUCUAUAUUUUGU